UACUCAUCAGUAGCAGUUAGUUGGUCGUUGGACAGCUUUAACACCGGUUUGCUUGUUGCCUGUUGUGUGUGCGCGCGCCACCGCCCGGUGCCACACCGCUUAUUAACAUUUCCAGUUUUUUUGUUUGUUUUGUUUCAAAUCCGACCAUCUUGCGCACCGUUCCGUUUCGCGAUAGCCGUCGUUGUCGUCUUGACUUGUCCGGGUAUUCCCAGUGCUCCUAGGCUCCAGUGUUGUUGUUGUUGUUGUUGUUGUGGUGUAGUCCAAGGUUUAAACGCCACCAGGAUCACCGGAUAAGACUUUUGAUCGUCCAAAUUUCGUGUCGCAUUUCGUGGUUUAUUCUGUCGCAGAGUCUGAAUCCAAGAUGAACUCCAACGCCGUCGCUGCGCUGUUGUUGGUGGCGCUCGCCAUCUGUAUCGGUGAUAGUGCGGAGAUACCGCCACUGCCGGUACAGGAUACGGACCAGCCGAAGAGUGCGGCCACGGAGCAACCGGAUCAGGACUCGUAUCUCGGUGUGAAGCUGUACAAGAUGGAGCGACCGUGCGCGAUGCUCGGUGGGUUCUGUGUGCAGACGAGCGAAUGCAACCAUCGUCCGGCCAACAGUGGUCUCUGCCCGGAGAAUGGCCAUCUCGGUGUUGACUGCUGCUAUGAGGUGAAACCGGCCAGCAAUCUGACGUGCCACGAGUACCGUGGGGCCUGCAUGGACCGGUGUGCCGAAUCGCUGCAACGUCCGGCCGCGGACUGUACCGAUGGGCAGCGAUGCUGCGUAUUAGUUGGCUAGACGAUGACGACAACGACGACGACGACGAAGACGACGGCCCAGGUUGACAUUCCGUUCGGAGCAGAGAUAGAGAUAGGAACCGCUAGGAACUAGACGCUUAUGACCUUUCCGCCAAAGCAAACCAAAACCAACAAACGAAUUCUGUUCAAUAAAAGUGUGACCGUGUGUGUAUGAGUGUGUGUGCGAGUGAGUGAGUGAGUGUGUGUGCGGUUGAAAGAGCUUUAAGUUUAA
Messenger RNA from Anopheles darlingi, 1009 nucleotides. RefSeq names its product U-scoloptoxin(19)-Tl1a. The coding region runs from base 362 to 778 and encodes 138 amino acids. The transcript is spliced from 3 exons. The record is from RefSeq and is a predicted model, not a curated record. NCBI's taxonomy places the organism in Eukaryota, Metazoa, Arthropoda, Insecta, Diptera, Culicidae.